ACCAAAGGCAAAUAUGAAUUUACAAUGACUGAAUAUGACUCCUACUCAAAUUAUGAAAGCAGUGUCCUGAAGGCAAAAGCUUCACAGUCUGGCUUCGGCUUUGGUAUAAAAAUACCAGGAGUGUUUGAACUCGGUUACAAUUCAAAUGACAACAGGUUCAAGAAGUUCAUUCAGAGGAUGAAAAGAUUUUCUUCAACUUCCAGCAAAUUCCUCCAUGCCCAUUCUGAGCUGACUGUUGCCGUUUAUAAGCUGAAACCCCGAGCCCUGAUGCUGCAUUACGAGUUCCUGCAGAGGCUCCGUCAGCUCCCGGCAGAGUACAGCUACGGCGAGUACAGAGAGCUCUACAGAGACUACGGCACCCAUUACAUCACCGAGGCUACUGUUGGCGGCAUCUAUGAGUACACUUUAGUCGUGAACAGCAACGAGCUGCAAAAGGCAGGUUAUUCUCUGAGCGAUGUCCAGAAAUGUGCACAGUAUGGCUUUAACAUUGGUGCAAAUAUUUUUUGGGUCUAUGUGAAUCCUAGAAUAACUGAAGCCAGUUGUAAAUCCCUUUUAAAAGAGAUUGGAGACAGCACCACCAAAAAGCGAUACGUGGAAGAUUUCAUCGUCCUUGUUCGUGGCGGAGCGAGCGAGCACGUUGCCACCUUGGCUUACAGAGACCUGCCAACGGCUGCGCUCAUGCAGGAGUGGGGAGAUGCUGUCCAGUACAACCCCGAAAUCAUAAAGAUAAAGGCAGAGCCCCUGUCUCAGCUGGUGACUCCAACCGACUUCACCAACGCAGUCACAAUAAAAGAAAAUCUCCGACGGGCUCUUGAGGAGUUUCAGCUGGAGACCAGUUCCUGUCGCUGCGCUCCGUGCCACGGCAACGGCAUCCCCUUUCUGCAAGGAACCAAAUGUGAAUGCAUGUGUCCCCUUGGCUACAGUGGCACUGCCUGCGAGAUCAGCAAGCGGAGAGAUGCUGCUAUUAAUGGAAACUGGGGUUGCUGGGCCAGCUGGUCUCCGUGUUCGGGAGGUCAACGAGCAAGGAGGCGACAGUGCAACAACCCUGCCCUGCAGGACGGCGGUUCAUCAUGCUCAGGGCCAGAUGCUGAGACAGUUGCUUGCUAG
Molecule: messenger RNA, 1107 nt
Organism: Apaloderma vittatum (bar-tailed trogon)
Lineage: Eukaryota; Metazoa; Chordata; Aves; Trogoniformes; Trogonidae
Gene: C8B
Product: complement component 8, beta polypeptide
Exons: 7
Biological process (GO): immune response
Cellular component (GO): membrane attack complex
Source: RefSeq, a predicted model, not a curated record